UCCGAUCAUAACACUGCGCUGCAAUGGCUUCGUUCGAUUACCUUAACCCCCAAACUCAAGAACACAUAAUAUCAUCAUCAUCAUUAUUACAACUACAAUUACAAUUAUUAUUAUUAUUAUUAAAACAAUAUUUCAAAAACAAAUAAAUCGCAAAUUUGCAUAAAUUUAACCUAAUCGUAAAUCCCCCAAAAUUCGAUCAGCUUCGUAUAAACCCUAAAAGCACCAAUUCUACACGCGAUUUGCAGUUACAGCUAAAGGUUUUAUUCUUCUUUUGCCAUUGGGAAAACCGAGAUUUACUUCCAUGUGUUGUGACACGACAGUCUUGUCAUGCACAACCGUGUUUUCAAGUCUUGUAACAGAGAGACUGUUUAUGAACUGAUGCAAUGGCAUCAUCUGGUAAAUUCGACAUGUCCUCAUCUGUUAGCACAGAUAGGUCAUUGUACAAUUCUGCACGUGGGUCCUACACAGCCGCUUCACUGGACAGAUCAUCCAGUUUCCAUGACAACAUGGAAAAUCCAAUAUUAUCAUCUCUUCCAAGCAUGUCAAGAAGUGCCUCAACUGUCACACAAGUAGACGUUACCAACUUUUUUCAAUGCUUGCGGUUUGACCCAAAGUCAAUGGCGGCCGAACUUAAGUUCCACCGACAUGGGGAUUUUAAACGACUUGCAAGUGCUGUUUUUGGUUCACCGGAUGAGUCACCGUCUGGUUCGUUGAAAGGAAAUCUGUCUAAUUUCUCCCCUGAGGAUGUUAAGCGAUUUAAGGCUGGUCUGCGUGAAUCCACCAUUAAAGCCAGGGAACGGGUGAAGGCUUUCAGUGAGACGUUAUCAGUGAUCAACAAGUGUUUCCCAAGUAUUCCGUCAAGGAAGCGAUCAAGGCCAGACGUUUUACCUGGUGAUCGUUCGAGUGGUUUACUCUUGAAUCGUGCACCUAUGGGGCAAGGUGUCGGUAAGAUGGGUACCCAAAGUCAUUCCCUCACACAUGCUUUUGAUUUUGAGAACCAGAAGGUUGAAGAAAGGGGUAAAAAUGUCAUUCCCAACAAACGAACCAGAACUUCAAUGGUUGAUCAAAGGGUAGAGGUGCGUCCAAACACUCCUGCUAGAUCAUCUGUGAAUAUGGAUAGGGAUAAAGAAACGUCAAGACUUCCAAAUGGAACCAGUUCUCAGGGCGAGGAUCGGUCAUUACCGAUUGUAGCUGAUGGUUGGGAAAAGGCGAAAAUGAAGAAGAAACGUACCGGAAUAAAAGCUGAUACUGCUGCAAGUCCAAGGUCAAUGUCAACAAAAGCUGUUGAUGGAUAUCGAGAAGCCAAACAAGGAGUGCAUGCAAGAGUGCAUGCAAGGCAUCUUCCUGAUGCCAUGUCACGGUUAAAUGAUUCCCAUGGGUUAAGGCCAGGAACUGCUAAUGGAACGGUUGGAGGUGGGAAAACUGACGGUCCAGCUCAGCAGGCAAGUAUGGGCAUGCGGUCUUCCAUCCCACGGCCCGAGCAGGAGACUACAGCCCUUCUUCAUGAUAAAAGAGAUAGAAGUACUAGCUCCGAAAAGGAAAGGACAAAUCUCAGAUCAGUUAACAAGUCGAACGUACGAGAAGAGUUUAUAUCUGGUAGUCCUACUUCUAGCACAAAACUGCAUGGGCCGGCUCGAGGUCCAAGAUCAGGGCCUAAGUUAUCAACGGUGAUUCAACGGGCAACUGCUUCAAGUGAUUGGGACCUGGUUCACGGUACAAACAAGAAUUCCGGAUCGUUCGCGUCCAGUAAUCGUAAACGUACACCCUCAACACGCUCUCCAUCUCCACCGGUAGCACAGUGGGCUGAGCGUAGGCCCCAGAAGAUAUCACGAACCGCAAGGAGAACCAACCUUGUUCCUAUCUUAUCUAGCAGUGACGAAGUCCCGGGUUUGGAUAACACCAGUGAUGUUACCGGUAGUGAAAGUGGGCCAGGGUUGUCGAAAUGGUUUCCAGCGAAUUCUCCUCAGCAGUUCAAGUCAAAAGGCGAUCAUUUCCCGUCAUCUACGAUAUCCGAAAGUGAGGAAUCCGGUGCUGCUGAAAUCAGAUCUAGAGACAAGGGAAAGAAGUCUGAUGAAGUAGAAGAGAAAGGCGAACAAAAUGUUCAAAAGGUGUCGACCUUAUUCCCGCCAACAAGAAAGAAUAAGGUGGUUAACGGGAAAGCUGUUGGUGAUGGCGUUCGUAGAGCAGGUAGAACUGGGCGGGGUUUUGGUUCCGCACGAGGUGUUACACCGGCAGUAGAGAAGAACCGCAACAUGGGAACUGCUAAACAACUUAGAACUGCUAGACUUAGUUUUGAUAAGUCCGAAAGCAAGCCCGGCAGGCCUCCCACUAGGAAACUCUCUGACCGCAAAGCUUAUACUCGUCAAAAGCAUAGCACAUUCAAUGCUGCGGAAGAUUUUUCGGUUGGCUCUGAUGAUGGACAAGAAGAGCUUCUGGCUGCGGCUAAAGCGGUUCUUAAUCCUAAUCAUGCUUUAUCCAGUCCAUUUUGGAGGCAAAUGGAACCGCUUUUUGGUUUUGUAUCUGAUGUGGAUAUGUCCUGUUUAAAGCAACAGGGAAUCACUCACUCCAAUAUUAACACAAUAAACCCAGUUCAUCAAGACAAUUACAGUUCUGGUACACUUCCUAACGGAACAGAAAACAGAAGCAUUGAACCAACCGUUGGUCCGGAGGGAAUUCCCCUUUGUCAGAGACUACUUUCUGCCCUAAUUUUCGAAGAAGGAAAUGACGGGCUUCCUUUUAGUGGGAACACUGACAACAAAUUUAAUGUUUAUAGAUCUUCAUUUGAGUUUGAAACAGAUGUAGAGCCAAAUGCCGUCAAUCAUCAAUCAUUGCAGAGAUGCGAACUUGGCGGACGUGGUACUUUUGGUGGUCAUACAAUAACUUCUACGCUGAGAUCUUGUAACGAGUCCAUGUCAGAUUCGACAAUUGCUACUGGUUUUGAUCAUUCCUACAAUGGUCUACUUUCAGAUCCAGCAAUGACAUCUGCCGUAACCUUUUCGGAUUAUCAGUAUGGUAACAUGCCAUUAAAUGAAAGACUCCUUGUAGAGAUUCAGAGUAUUGGACUCUAUCCAGAACUUACGCCUGAUCUACCAUGUAACGGGAAUGAAGACAUUAGUGGAGAAAUCCGCCGACUUGGAGAAAAACAUCGUGAACAGGUUUCCCGAAAGAAAGACCUGCUUGAGAAUCUUUUGGAGUCCACUAAUGAAGCAAGGGAACUGCAAGAGAAGGAAUUUGAACAACUUUGUAUCGACAAGCUCACCGCAAUUGCUUAUCAGAAGUACAUGAGUUGUUCUCAUCCUAAAAGUGUUGGUAGCAAAGUAGCCAAGCAAGCCGCUGUAGGUUUUGUGAGACGCACACUGGACCGAUGCCACGAAUUUGAAGAAACAGGCAAAAGCUGCUUCAAUGAGCCAUUAUAUAAAGAAAUGUUGCGGUCUGGUUCAUCUCACUUAAACGACACACAAGUAGACACUGCAGCAGAUAAUGAAUUUGUAGGUACACAGCUAAGCCCGUCGUUGAAUAACCAUGACGUGUAUCCGUCUAGUGCAUUCCACUUCUCUGAGCAAAGUAAUGGCAAAAAUGAUAAUAUAUGGUCAAGCAGGGUCAAAAAACGAGAGUUAUACCUUGAUGAUGUUGUUGGCGGCAGUUCUUCAGGCAUUGGAACAACAGUGUUAAAUGGUGCAAAAGGAAAGAGAAGUGAAAGGGACGGUUUAUCCAGAAAUGGAGGCCCAAAAGUUGGGCGGCCUGCUUCUGGUAAUGCUAAAGGUGAAAGAAAGAACAAAACAAAACCGAAACAGAAAACAACUCAAUUGUCUUCUUCGUUCAAUGGCCCAAUCGGAAAGAUUUCAGAUCAAAACAGAACCUUUUCUUCAGUCGCUAUGAAAAAUAAUACGAUCAAAGAGAGCGAUGAAUACAAGUUACUGGAGAACACUGAGGAACCACUUGACUUUUCCCACCUGCAACUACCGGAAAUGGAUGUUCUUGGUGAGCAAGGGGAGGAUAUAGGCUCGUGGUUGAACAUUGACGAUGAAAUAUUACAAGAUGACGACUUUAUGGGACUCGAGAUUCCUAUGGAUGAUUUGUCAGAUUUGAAUAUGAUGGUCUGAACUCUGAAGUUGAUCAUGUUAUGUUGUAUAGACGUUCGUUAUACCACUUACAGGUCCGACAUAACUGCUGGUGUCAAAAAAACGGAUUCUUUUCAGACCCCCUGAAAGAGUUUUAAGCAAUACCUGUGUGGACUGGACGGCUUCCGGUGGUAUGGAUUUUGGUGAUAUUUAAUAUAUAGUGACAUAGUUUGUAAAAAAAUCUUUUUGUUCUCUAAGCAUAAGCUAGUUUGUUCUGCUCACUACAUUUUAGAAAACAAGAUUUAUCGUUGUAGCAUUUAAAGAUCAGGGGACAAUACCCCUUGUACAUACAAAUUAUGUUCUCAAUAAAAUCACUUCAUUCAUAA
Helianthus annuus (common sunflower) is the source of this 4447-nucleotide messenger RNA. RefSeq lists its product as uncharacterized. Lineage: Eukaryota; Viridiplantae; Streptophyta; Magnoliopsida; Asterales; Asteraceae. The transcript has 15 exons. The record is from RefSeq and is a predicted model, not a curated record. The coding region runs from base 384 to 4103 and encodes 1239 amino acids.